AAUAUUUGGGGCACAAAUGUAAUUAUUCAAAAAAGUGGAGAAAGAAAAGGGGCCGACUUUCAACUUUCAACUUCCAAGUGAUUUCUACCUGAAAAGAAUCAAAUUCAAUCAAAGUGACAGCAAAUCGAAGUCGGAUGACCACCAACUCUGAGAAAUGAGGAGCAGAUUAUGUGAAAAAAGCUAAAAUUAACGAUGUCGAGACCGUGGGUACUGGUUUUUCUUCUCUUGUUGAUUGUAUUUACCUCGCAGUUUGAGUGGAAGCAGCAAUUUGGGAAUGAGAUUGAAGCGACUCCAACCAUUUCCCGGAAGGAUCAAAUUAAUUCGAAAAGGGAGGAAGCUGUCAAAGAAAAGAUCAUCCUGUCUCAAGAAAAGAAUAUUCAGAAACUUAAUGAGCUAGUCCAGAGUCUUCGAGAACAAUUGCUACAAUGUAGAAGUGAAAACAUUGUUGCAAAUGGCACAGCAAUCCCUUUGACUGAACAUUUAAAUGAGCUUGAGCAGCAAGCAAUAUUGGACUAGAGAUGGAUCCGUUUAACAUCAAUAAGUUUGGUGAGUAGAUAUUGUGCUGUUUUGGAGGAGAUUGAAGGGCUGCUGACUCCCGUGAAAAUUGUAAUCUGAAUACAUAAAAGUAAUAGGGCAAAACAUUAUAUUAGCGUUUUAAAUAAGUCUUAGUUGAGUUAAGCAGAGUGUAUACUUGUGUUGUUCUUCAGCAAGAACAUUGAAUGUUAAAUUCAUGGAGUAGUAUCACAACAAUGACAUCAACUUCGCUUUUGCAA
This is a messenger RNA of Manihot esculenta (cassava), 773 nucleotides long. RefSeq lists its product as uncharacterized. The transcript is spliced from 4 exons. The record is from RefSeq and is a predicted model, not a curated record. Bases 193 to 516 code for a protein of 107 amino acids. Lineage: Eukaryota; Viridiplantae; Streptophyta; Magnoliopsida; Malpighiales; Euphorbiaceae.